This is a messenger RNA of Chrysochloris asiatica (Cape golden mole), 1356 nucleotides long. Its product is annotated as sperm-associated antigen 4 protein-like. Gene Ontology annotation, molecular function: protein-membrane adaptor activity. Gene Ontology annotation, biological process: nuclear envelope organization. Gene Ontology annotation, cellular component: meiotic nuclear membrane microtubule tethering complex; nuclear envelope. The transcript has 13 exons. Bases 1 to 1356 code for a protein of 451 amino acids. Lineage: Eukaryota; Metazoa; Chordata; Mammalia; Afrosoricida; Chrysochloridae. The record is from RefSeq and is a predicted model, not a curated record.
AUGGAGAACCAGAGCCCCUUAGUUCCAAAACUCUACAGAAUACCAUUUCAGGCCUCACCCCGAAAGCAGAGCCUCACUUGGUGCGACGGAUCCAGGCGUAGCACACUGGCUGAGGGCGUUAACGGCUGCUGCGGCGACUUUGGGGUCCGUGAGGGGGAGGCCCCAAGUCAGGAAAGGCCCCAUAGGCCCCGUCCGGGCUCGACCGCUACCCCACAGAAGUAUACACCCAACUUGUACAACAAGGACUACAGCUCAGUGAGCGCCACCUCGGGGGUCGAACCUGGAGUGGACCUGCAAUGCGCAAGGCCCCAAUGGAGCCCUUGGGCUCUCGCAGAACCAGCUGGGUCUCCCGUAGUUCCGGAGGAGCAACUCGACCUUCUUCCGACAGUGGAUCUGAGCCAGGAGAUGCCUACUCAGCGGGUGUCCAAGAGCUUCCUGAGCCAGCUCUUCCAGGUCCUGAACAUGUCAUUAUCCCUGGUAGGACACGUGCUGGUCAGUGUGUACAGGGAGGUGUGUUCCAUCCGUUUCUUGCUCAUGAAUGUGUGGCUGCUGAGCCUCUUUCUGGCAGCGCUUUGGUGGGGACUCCUGUAUCUGGUCCCUCCUUUGGAAAAUGAACCUAAGGAGAUGCUGACUAUGAGGGAAUACCACGAGCUCGUGCGCUGCCAGGGCCAGCAGCUGCAGCAGCUCCAGGCUGAACUGGAUGAACUUCACAAAGAAGUGUCCAGCAUUCGAGCUGCCAACAAGGAGACAGUGGCCAAGCUUGUAUUCCAGAGGCUGAGUGAGGACUUUGUGCGGAAACCCGACUAUGCGCUGAGCUCGGUGGGAGCCUCCAUCGACCUAGAGAAGACAUCCCAUGACUAUGAGGAUACAGACACUGCGUACUUCUGGAAUCGCUUCAGCUUCUGGAAUUACGCGCGGCCACCUACGGUUAUACUGGAGCCAGACGUGUUCCCUGGAAAUUGCUGGGCUUUUGAGGGCGACCAGGGUCAGGUGGUGAUCCGCCUGCCAGGAAGUGUGCAGUUGAGCGACAUCACCCUGCAGCAUCCGCCACCCAGCGUGGCGCACAGUGGGGGAGCCAAUAGUGCUCCCCGCGACUUCGCAGUCUAUGGUCUUCAGGCUGAUGACAAGACUGAAGUUUUCUUGGGGAAAUUCACCUUUGACGUGGAGAAAUCUGGAAUUCAGACUUUCCACCUGCAGAAUGACCCCCCAGCUGCCUUUCCCAAGGUGAAGAUCCAGAUUUUAAGCAACUGGGGCCACCCACGCUUCACAUGCUUGUAUCGAGUCCGGGCUCAUGGCGAGCAAAUCUCAGAGAGGGCAGGGGACAGUACCACAAAAGUCACUGGGGGGCUCCAUUAA